GCUUCCUCGCGUCACCCCGGCUCCCCUUUUCUCUCAGCGGCCGCCCGGGCCCGGCCAUGGCGGACUUUGACGAGAUCUACGAAGAGGAGGAGGACGAGGAGCGGGCGCUGGAGGAGCAGCUCCUCAAGUAUUCCCCCGACCCGGUGGUGGUGCGCGGCUCCGGCCAUGUCACCGUGUUUGGACUAAGCAACAAAUUUGAAGCAGAAUUUCCUUCCUCUUUAACUGGAAAGGUUGCACCGGAAGAAUUUAAAGCCAGCAUCAGUAGAGUUAACAGUUGUCUUAAGAAGAACCUUCCAGUUAAUGUACGAUGGCUACUAUGUGGAUGCCUUUGCUGCUGCUGCACUUUAGGUUGUAGUAUGUGGCCAGUUAUCUGCCUCAGUAAAAGAACACGAAGAUCGAUUGAGAAGUUAUUAGAAUGGGAAAACAAUAGGUUAUACCACAAGCUGUGCUUGCAUUGGAGACUAAGCAAAAGGAAAUGUGAAACGAAUAACAUGAUGGAAUAUGUCAUCCUUAUAGAAUUUUUACCAAAGACACCGAUUUUUCGACCAGAUUAGUAUUUGAUUUAUUUAUAGAGACUUAUUCAAGUAUGUUGUCUUUCCAAUGGUGCCUUGCUUGGUGCUCUCCUGGUGGUAACAUAGCAUUGGUUCUACAGAAUCUUGUGGUGUUUUCAUUCUUUUUUGUUUGGUUUUUUUUUGUUUUGUUGUUGUUUUGUUGUUUUUUUUUUUUAAAUAAGAGCAUGUUCUAAGUGCAUUUGGUCAAAGUCUGCAAAGUCAUUUCACGCAAAUGUUAACUACUACUUAAGUUAUUGUUACUUUUACUACUUCUGUUUAUUAAUGUAUCUUGAUUUUCGAAGAGUCUUUUAUAUGUGUGCGCGCGCGUGUGUACAUAUAUAUAUUACUAUAAAUACACAGCUGAAAAUGGUAUAUAAGUGAGCAGGUAUUUUUUUAUCCCAAAAUGACACAACUGAUUGACUGUAUGUUGUGUAAGUCCUUUUAAUCACUCAUUUACAUGCUAAAGUACCUUCUAAGAUCUUCCUAAACUUUUGUCAGUGACUAGUCAAUUGUAAAUAUUUUUAUUUCUUUUUGGGACAUUGGCUAGUCUCUUCCAACAAAAGAAGGAGAUGAAGUUCUUUUUGAAACUGUGCUUUUUUGGAAACCAAAUGUCAUUGCAUUAGUAGAAGUCUCUGUGCUUUUCAUUAAGAAGUCCUGUCAGCUGGUUCUGAAAAACAUUCUAAUGUAAGGGUUAAAAAAAAAAUAUAAAGGCAGCAAAAUAGAAUUAUUUUACUCAGACUAGAAGAAUCACUGAGAGAAUUGCAUGCAGCUGGUUAGUGGAACUCAAGAUCACAAAAAUAUGUUAGUAUUGCAGUUUAUAAUGUAGGUGUUUUAAUUCAGGCUAAUGCCAUCUAUCAGCUUUAUUCCUACUGUUUACCAGAUCCUGUACACAGGGGUGCAGAAGGACUUGUUUUACUAAAACUUACUGUCCGAGAGGACCUUUCAGGGGUUUUUUUUUGUUUGUUUUUUUGUUUUAAAGCCACAUAAGCAGAAAAAAGUUACUGAAGAAAUCUUGAACAUUACAGUUCCAGAUGCAAAUGCAGAUGCCAUGUAUUAAAAAUAAUUAAAGCAGGGUACACUGGGCAACAGUGUAAGUUUAAAUGUGUUCAGUAAUUAUUUAUUGCACCCUUGCUUCUGCUCAUUUUGGUUUACAAAGCUUAUUUUCUGCACAAGUGUAAGACUUUUUAAACUGGAUAUAUGAUAAAUGCUUGGGUCAGGCCAGUUGUAUUUUGUUUCUUGUAGUUAUAUCUUAGUUGUACAUAUCUUCACACAUAGCUGUUGUUUUUUUUUUUUUUAAAUUGCAACUCAAUCAUACUUUUAAAUUUGCUUUAGGUAUCUGAAAUUACUGUACAUGAACAUUAAUGUAAGUUAAGAAUAUGUUCCUUGUACAGUUGCGGUAGCAAGCAAUAAUGUGAAUAUAAGAAAAAAAAAAACCAGAUAUACUCUGCUUAAUAUUUGUAUGAAUGAAAAGUUGAUACCACUACAAGAAUAAUCUUCUCUUUCUAAUCUUUUAAAUACAAGUUUUAUUUCAAGGUAAUAUAAUACAGGUACCUUGAUGCUGUGAACUAUUUUUCUAUGUCUUCAAAAUAUUUAUUCUCUGUAAAAUAUUCUUUAGUGAGUAUUAUACUCCUAAAUUGUUGAUAGUGGGAGUGGUCUAGAAAGUUUUAAGUUUUCUUAAAUCUAAGCCUUCUGUAUCCGUUCCCAAAACUCAUCCUUUGCUCAGCUUUUGUCUGUGGAUUCCUGCUGUUUAUUUUGAAAAUAGCUCAGCUAUGCUUUUCAUAGAAGCCUACAGGUGUGUUUCUUUGACUUGAUAGAAUAUGAUUUUUAAUUAACAAAUACCAGUUUCGUGCUGCCCCAGUCCUCUGGGUCCCAUAACAGUUUCUCUCCAAAGUAACUGGUUAUAGUUAAAAAAAAAUAUCAAUUUCAACCUCUUCUUUAGUACAAAUCUGGCUCUGCCCCACUCCCCCUCUCACUCAGAAGUAUUAGUUGUAAUCUCAGACCACUUUCAGGCUGCGAGGGAAGCCAGAAGCCAACAUUGAUGUCUGCUGAGAUUGUAGGGGCUGGAUGUGCAGGGGAGAGGUUGGAAUUGAACAGAAAUGAUCACUGGUGAUAAAUACUGAUGGCCAGGAAUAUAGGUUGAUUUCUUCAAGUGUCAGUUCUAAUGAAAUUAAUAUUGAAUCAUACAAGGUCUAGAUUUUACUAUCAAAAUUCUCAGUUGAUAGGUUCGUGUCACGGAUGCAGUUUCCCACCGGUGGGUCGUUAGUGUGGAGGGAUAGAUUGGAUGUGGUUUGCGCUAAUUUCGUAGCAGCACCGCAUUCAGCGCGAGCCAUUUACCUUAGUUUACUACCCAAACUUCCCACGCCACAUUCUGUGACACCACGACUACCUUGCCAGCAGCACCCAAACCUACCUACACUAGAGCUAAUUGGAGUGUGAUGUGUGCUGGAACCGGAGCACUGACUACAGCGUGGCUCAGGGGCUUCGAAAAAGUAUCUCAUUAGUGAAGCUUCCACGUAAGUGGUAGUUCUGGUUAAGAUCUUGUCUACUUUCAGGUGCAUCAGCUGUCAUCUACUUGGCUGGCAGGCAUUUCUGUAUUUUAACUAUGACUUUCUCUCCAAGAAUUCUAGUACAGGGGUCCAAAGCAGAGCUCCGAGCAAAUAAAAAGUUAAAUCUCUUAGCAAGGAGGCCAGAGUAAUUGCCUCUUAAAGCAUUUCUGAUUUUUAUUGAAACAAUGUCUCAGAUUUAAAAUGCAACCAGGAGGCUUGAAAAACUGUUUUUAUAUAUAAAAAGAUGAGUCUUGCUCAAAAGUGCUGCUCUCCUGAUGAAGUAGUACACUCGGCUAGUAAGAAUGUUAUAAAACAUUUUCAUACAAUCCCUUUCAAUUCAUUAAUUACAAUGAAAGAAAUUGAACAUGGCAGGAACUUUAAUCAACUCUUUAAUGCCUGCAGCAGUCGUCAGGAUUUUCUUUUGAUGUUGUUUCUAAAAUACUGAAUCUAUUUAUUUUGUGUGCUACUGAGAAGACAUACGUUCCCUCUUUUUUUAUCUAAUUGGCAAAGGAUGAAGUUGCAACAGUUUGAGCAGGCCAGAAACUCUAGUCAGACUUCAGGACACAGCCUACUCUUUGUUAAAAUAAAUAUUACAUUGUACUAAUCUGUUCAGCUUCUUGCAACUCAGUAAUUCCUACAAAUAAUCUUAUCUAUUUCAAAUUUUCCUCUAAUAGUAAGAGUUAGGUACCCACCUGAUAGUCAUCAUUUAACAAAUGAUGAUAAUUAUGUCUGUCUCACCUUUAGCCUGAAAAACUAAUGGUAAAUGCAUCAAUGAUUCCCUAUGAAGGCUAAUUAGUAUUUUUAGGUGUAAUGGCCUUUAACUGGCCAAUAAAGGUUUCUUUGUUACUGUAAUAUAAUCACAAUCAAUUAUUUUUAAUCUUUUUAGUUGUAGGAAGAAAUGAGUCCUGAGGGGAAAAAGACUUUCUGUCUGACCCUACAUGAAGAAUUCUGUAGAGCUCAUCUGUUGUUAAACAGCUGUGAUUUGAAGCUUAUUCUGAGAUUGGCAAACUUCUCCAGAAAUUAAAAUGUUUGUGGAGAUAGGUUACACGAAGUCAGUAAACUUUUUGUAAUAGCUCAGUAAGAAUCGUUAUAAUAAACUAUGUAUGCAAAUCCAAAAAUGUCCAUGGCAAAUCUGCAAUUUCCCAUGGUCCUCAAAACCGAGUAGAUUGUAAAAACUUUUUACAGUACUUAGGUGUAAAUUAUAAUCUCUGAAUAAAUUUGUUAAAUGAUACUUUAUUUUGGUAAAUCUCAAGGCAAUGGUGUUUAAUUGUAACACUCUCUCUCUGAGAUACAACCUUACUGAAAAGUCAGUUUUCUUUUUUUUUGUUUUUUUUCUAAAAGUCAUUAUUUAGCCCUGAAGGUUGUAGAGAACAGCUUUAAAAUGCAAUCUGUAACUGCUCAGAAGCCAGAAGGCAAAGAAAAAGAACUUGUCUUUAUUCCCUUCCCUCCACCCCCCACCCCAAAGUCUUAAUUUUAAAUCGGUCCCCUUGUUUUGGGAGCCCAAGCUUAUGGUUUUUGAGCAGCUGGCAAUAAUGCAAAUUGUCCACCAAAAAACCCCAUUUGAAUUCUGAACAAUUUAAAAAGAUCACUUUAAUUGAAGAGGCAAAAGACUUGUUAAGCAAAGAAAAUCCCUGGUUCUUUUAAGUUCUCCCAGCACUGCUGUUGAGUAAUUAAAAGAAGGAUCAUGAUGACCCUACAUUAGGUCAAAAUCCAGAUGAUUUUAUGUAAAGGAAAUGCUCAAUUAGAGAGGUCUCGGAGCCCCAAAUGUCUUGGAUUCAUAGUAGCAACUUAUUAAGGGUAAGUGGUGCUGGCUAGUUUUGUAUCCGUGACUAAAAUCAUUUAUGUUCCUCUUCAGCAACCUUGCUUAUGAAAAGAAAGCAUUUUGGAAAUAAGAUCUGUAUUCAUCACCGCUAAUUUGCUGUAAUUUCUGUGCUGCUUCUCCCUAAAGCCACAUUGCAUUUCCAUCACAAACAGCUAAGUGUAUGAUCAUUACAAUGCCUUUAAUAGCCAUAUUGUAGGUAGAAAUAUUAACUUCUCAGGGACUAAUAGGAAAUAUGAAAAUGGAGUUAAUGAGCUGAAUGCCUAUCUGCAUGAAGGCUUAUUUUGCAAAUGGCACCCUAGAAAACUUCUGAUUGUAAUAUGCAUGACCAUUAUGAAUGUUAUCAAUAUACAGCUAUGAGAGCUCCCUUUACCCUGUAUUAUUAGGCUGCUGAAUGUCAAAGUAUGUUGGAUAAGGAUAAAUGAAUUUUUUUUCUGAUUUGGAUAGAGUCGUUAUUUCUAACGGUGCUACCUUCUUAAUUCCUGUGUUUAUUCUUUGUGAAGUUCUCUCUGUAGGUUGGGUGAAUCAGGGGAUACUGGUGUAACGAGAAAACAGUAUCAUUCUUCUUAAGGAACUGGGAAAGUCUCAAUGGGAGAAGCACUCUAGAAGCAAAAACUUUCACUGCUGAAAACACCACACCUUUAAUCUUCAUUAGUUACAGAUAUCCAUUUGGGUAGUUUUGUUGGUAACGGUAUUUUACAGUUCAUUAAUUUUUGAACUUCAUCUUUUUGCACACUGGUGUUUCAGUCAGCAUGGGCUGAAUUAGAGGCUAUUUUUGAAAAAUAAAAGACUCCUUGCAUGAAACUUCCUAUGCUGACAGUUGUGCUGGUGUGUGUAUCUCCACCACAUGACACCUAGGUAACACAUCUCUUAUAAACUAAAUUUUAUUGUUUUCAUGGAAGGUAGCAUUUAAAAAAUUCUCAUACUUUAACUCAUUAAUAUUUUGUUAAAAUUUAGUUUCUUAAGAUUCAUAAAUGCUUGACUCCUCAGAAUGCAACAGACCAUUAGGAAACAUUUUCUGAGGCAAAGGAUGAAACAUAGGAAUUAGGAGAAGCAACACCCAAAAGAUUGAGAGGAUUAUGUUUGGAAUUAUUCGAGUGUGAUGGAAAAUAGGCUUGAACUAUAUAAAAUGGUAUUGAAUAAUGAAAGUUAAGUAAAAGCUAGCAAUCCAGUAAUUAUGUAGACUGUCUUGAUUUCUAUUACAUUUUUUUUUUAAACAAGUGUGUUGUUAAUUUGUUAUGGUUAUACCCUGAUUAAUAGACAAUUCUGCUGUUAUGCAGAUUUGGAGCUUAAGCUUCCUUCUAAACUCGGCAUCUCUUAGUUUAAAAUAUCCAGACCAAAACAGAAUGGCUGAGGAGAGCUCUGCAGCGAGUACAGAACAGUCUUUUCCUAAGCUGGAGCCUGUAAUGCACGGCUAAUUGUUUCCAAAGAAAAUUCUUGACUUGUCCAGGCAGCUCCUGUCAUGUGACAGUAUAUCUAAGGCCUGUGAGUGGGAUCCAGUUAGGAUAAUUUUAAUUUCAGGUAAGUAAGAUAGACUUGUUGUAAUUAGUUGUAGCUUUUACAGAGAAGGGAACCAUUGACAAAUGCUCGCUUUUGGAGGGCAGAUAGUAGAUUUUUACAGCGUUCAUUGAAACGUGCUUUCCUCCCCUCACCACCUUGUUUUUAACUUUAUCAUUGAAAGUUACUUUGCUUGUGUUGACAUCUAGUUAGCAGAAGGGUUUUUUUUUUCCUGUUACAGUGUUUUAAGUUUUAAUUUUUAAUUUUUUUUUAAAUCAUGUUUAGAUAUUUUUUUAGAAUGUCAGAUGUCCUGAUGCAAUAUAACUGAUACUUUUAGUAGCUCUGUGUUUAAACUGAUUUCAUCGUAGCAAUAGAAAUAUCUCACUCGUUCACUCUAAAUGGUUAUCUCUGAUCCUUCUGUGCUUGCAACAGGCUUUCCAGCUCGUUAGGGUACGCGGUGUGCAUGCUCGUUAAUAUUUUCAAUGAGCAGUCCGGUUCAGCGAGAUAAUAAGGAAUGCAGAGCAGUUCCUGAUCUGAAAAGUGUCACUCGGAUUCUUGUUUCCGUACAAGACUGAAUAUGGCAAAUCAGAAUACAAAACUAGUUCCAAACAUAAUUUUUAAAUAGAACAGUAAAUUACAAAACAGUGCCUAAAUGCUGUGUGCUCAAUUAGCCCUGUGUAAUUCAUGUUGCUUUAAAAGAAUUUGCAGAGAAUUGCAUCGGAUUGUGUGUGCUUAGGAAAAACCUGUUAAACGUACCAAGCAGUAAUGGUAACUAAGUCGCUGAAGGGAUGUAAUCUUUCAAGAAGGUAAACUUAAAAAAAAAAAUAAAAAUAUUUUGGACUAUGUUAUAAAUCUAUUUCAGGCAGAAAACGCGUAAGCAAUAAUUUAACCUGGAACUGGAUUUUAAGGAAGCUGCUAUUUAUAGAGAGGCCCAAUGGUCAUUUUGUCUGUUGGGCAUCUCCUUUCAUACAGAGUUUAGAAGAUAGGGUUGCUGUGAUUUCCACUAUUGUAACAUUCCUCUUCAAAUAUUUGAAGUCCGGGUGAGAGACUGAAAGCUGAGAGGCCAGUACUGUGUUCACAGGGCGCACGGCUUUGGGAGGAGAAGAUAGGAAGAAAAGGACUUUUUUUUUUAAGGCUGCACAAUUGUAUAUAUGCAUAUUUAAGAGUAUUUAAUCAUGUCUGCUAAAUUACUGAAGUUAAUCUAUUGUUGAAUUAUAGAAUAUUAUUUAAUACAUCAGCAUUGUUUUUUCCUGACCUGACCCAGAAUUGGAACGGACUCCAAUAUAAAUUUUUUUAAAGCAUUUCUUAAGUUGUAUGUAUUAUAAACUAAUAAAAUAAUUGUUAACCUAUCUA
Calidris pugnax (ruff) is the source of this 7766-nucleotide messenger RNA. It is a transcript of the gene CHIC2, whose product is annotated as cysteine rich hydrophobic domain 2. NCBI's taxonomy places the organism in Eukaryota, Metazoa, Chordata, Aves, Charadriiformes, Scolopacidae. The transcript has 6 exons. The record is from RefSeq and is a predicted model, not a curated record. The coding region runs from base 57 to 554 and encodes 165 amino acids.